AGUUUCAUUUUAUAUAUAUCAUGUUCAAAUCAAGGAAAACUAGUGUUAAUAGAUUUGCUGCAGCUUCUACUCGUCAAAGAGUUCAUAUAGAACAAGACUCUGUAUUGGAUUCAGAAUACCCUUUUCGACUCAACUUUUACUUACAACCUCCUCCUGCUGAUAUUACUAUUGAAGAAUUUGAAUUAUUUGCACUAGAUCGUUUACAAGUACUUAAGGCUGUCGAAACAUCAAAAUUACGUAACAGGAACGAAGAAGAAUACAAAAAAGAUAUUCAGUUAGCUUUGGAUAAAUAUUUACCUAUGAAAUCAAAUGCUGCAAAAACAGAUCUAGUGGAAGAACGAAGAAAGGAUCAUAUUAGUCAUUUUGUUUUACGUUUAGCUUAUUGUCGAAGUGAAGAAUCAAGAGAAUGGUUUUUACGUCAGGAAGAUGCUUUAUUCAAAUUCAGAUUCGAACAAGAAAAUAUGGAUGAUAAGAAAAGAUUUUUAGAAACGGCUAACUUGGAUUGGAAAGUGGUGGACCCUGAAACAAAGAAAAGAAUUCAACCACAAUUAGAACGAUGUGUAUCAGGAAAAACAUUCAAGGAUAAAACUACUGCAGCUUCUCAUGUUGUUAAUGAAACAUAUUUUGAAGUCCCAUUUGAAAAAGUCCCUGAUCUCGUACGACGUCGUGGUGUAUACGUUCACAAAGGCAAAGCUUAUGUUCCAAUGUCAAAUCAAAUUAGUUUGGUACAAGAUGAAUUCAAAAAACGUUUGGCCAAAAUGUUACAGGCAACAGCAAAAGCAUUACCACGACUGGAGGAAGAUGAUCGAUUGAAACCUAUUUUAUUAAAUGUGGAAAAACAAUAUAUUGGUAAAAUAUAUACUGGAUCUGCUGAUUCCAAUGGUGACUUGAAGGCAGCUGAUGUGGAUGUGAUGGUAGAGAAUCAUGCUCCUUUGUGUAUGCGAACAUUACAUAGUGCACUUCGUCGGGACAAACAUUUGAAACAUGGUGGUAGAAUGCAGUAUGGUCUUUUUCUCAAGGCCAUUGGAUUAUCGGUUGAAGAAGCUUUAUUGUUCUGGCGAACAGCAUUUACCAACAAAACAGAUGAACAAUUCCAAAAGGAAUAUGCUUACAAUAUUCGACACAAUUAUGGAUUGGAAGGAAAACGAGUUAGUUAUACUGCAUAUAGUUGUAAUACCAUCAUCAAAGGAAAUUCUCCAUCUACAGGUGAUUACCAUGGCUGCCCAUUCCGACAUUUCUCAAAUGGCAAUUUAGAAGCAAGGUUAUACAAGGACAAGAUACCUCCCGAUCAAGUCAAAGAAAUCAUGAACUUGGUGCAUGGAUCUCAUUAUCAAGUGGCUUGCACGAAAUAUUUUGAAAUCACUCAUCCACGACAUGACAAGAUAGAUACAAUUGAACAUCCUAAUGCUUAUUAUGAACUUAGUUUAGGUUUAACGGACGAAGCUAUGGAAGUGGAAAAAGAAAUAAAGUAGUUUUUUUUUUUUUUUUAUCAACCUU
Molecule: messenger RNA, 1497 nt
Organism: Halteromyces radiatus
Lineage: Eukaryota; Fungi; Mucoromycota; Mucoromycetes; Mucorales; Cunninghamellaceae
Product: eukaryotic and archaeal DNA primase, large subunit-domain-containing protein
Exons: 9
Coding region: 21-1472 (483 amino acids)
Biological process (GO): DNA replication, synthesis of primer
Cellular component (GO): alpha DNA polymerase:primase complex
Source: RefSeq, a predicted model, not a curated record